GAGAGGCCGCGUAGCGUCGCCGUUACUCCGAGGAGAGACCAGUCGGUAGAGGAGAAGUCCAGGUUAGAGGGAACUGGGAGGCACUUUGCUGUCUUCAAUCGAAGUUGAGGGUGCAAAAAUGCAGAGUAAUAAAACUUUUAACUUGGAGAAGCAAAACCAUACUCCAAGAAAGCAUCAUCAACAUCAUCACCAGCAGCAACAGCUGCAGCCGCCACCACCGCCAAUACCUGCAAAUGGGCAACAGGCCAGCAGCCAAAAUGAAGGCUUGACUAUUGACCUGAAGAAUUUUAGAAAACCAGGAGAGAAGACCUUGACCCAACGAAGCCGUCUUUUUGUGGGAAAUCUUCCUCCCGACAUCACUGAGGGAGAAAUGAGGAAACUAUUUGAGAAAUAUGGAAAGGCAGGCGAAGUCUUCAUUCAUAAGGAUUAAGGAUUUGGCUUUAUCCGCUUGGAAACACGAACCCUAGCGGAGAUUGCGAAAGUGGAGCUGGACGGUAUGCCACUCUGUGGAAAGCAGCUGCGUGUGCGCUUUUCCUGCCAUAGUGCAUCCCUUACAGUUCGAAACCUUCCUCAGUAUGUGUCCAACGAAGUGCUGGAAGAAGCCUUUUCUGUGUUUGGCCAGGUAGAGAGGGCUGUAGUCAUUGUGGAUGAUCGAGGAAGGCCCUCAGGAAAAGGCAUUGUUGAGUUCUCAGGGAAGCCAGCUGCUGGGAAAGCUCUGGACAGACGCAGUGAAGGCUCCUUCCUGCUAACCACAUUUCCUCGUCCUGUGACUAUGGAGCCCAUGGACCAGUUAGAUGAUGAAGGGGGACUUCCAGAGAAGCUGGUUAUAAAAAACCAGCAAUUUCACAAGGAACGAGAGCAACCACCCAGAUUUGCACAGCCUGGCUCCUUUGAGUAUGAAUAUGCCAUGCGCUGGAAGGCACUCAUUGAGAUGGAGAAGCAGCAGCAGGACCAAGUGGACCGCAACAUCAAGGAGGCUCGUGAGAAGCCAGAGAUGGAGAUGGAGGCUGCACGCCAUAAGCACCAGGUCAUGGUAAUGAGACAGAAUUUGAUGAGGCGCCAAGAAGAACUUCGGAGGAUGGAAGAGCUGCACAACCAAGAGGUGCAAAAACGAAAGCAACUGGAGCUCAGGCAGGAGGAAGAGCGCAGGCGCCGUGAAGAAGAGAUGCGGCGGCAGCAAGAAGAAAUGAUGCAGCCACAGCAGGAAGGAUUCAAGGGAACCUUCCCUGAUGUGAGAGAGCAGGAGAUUUGGAUGGGUCAGAUGGCUAUGGGAGGUGCUAUGGGCAUAAACAGCAGAGGUGCUUUGACCCCUGCUCCUGUGCCAGCUGGUACCCCAGCUCCUCCAGGACCUGCCACUAUGAUGCCGGAUGGAACUUUGGGAUUGACCCCACCAACAACUGAACGCUUUGGUCAGGCUGCUACAAUGGAAGGAAUUGGGGCAAUUGGUGAAACUCCUCCUGCAUUCAACCAUGCAGCUCCUGGAGCUGAAUUUGCUCCAAACAAACGUCGCCGAUACUAAUAAGUUGCAGUGUCUAGUUUCUCAAAACCCUUAAAAGAAGGACCCUUUUUGGACUAGCCAGAAUUCUACCCUGGAAAAGUGUUAGGGAUUCCUUCCAAUAGUUAGAUCUACCCUGCCUGUACUACUCUAGGGAGUAUGCUGGAG
Molecule: messenger RNA, 1663 nt
Organism: Pan troglodytes (chimpanzee)
Lineage: Eukaryota; Metazoa; Chordata; Mammalia; Primates; Hominidae
Product: non-POU domain-containing octamer-binding protein
Molecular function (GO): RNA binding
Source: RefSeq, a predicted model, not a curated record